Acanthosepion pharaonis is the source of this 642-nucleotide messenger RNA. Lineage: Eukaryota; Metazoa; Mollusca; Cephalopoda; Sepiida; Sepiidae. The record is from the annotation of a GenBank genome assembly.
AUGUUCUUUGAUAUUGUCAGAUGCACGCAAAUGACGCAAAUGUCACUUAGACAGCGUCUCUUUCUUUUCUGUCAAGUCAGCAAAACAUUCUCCCCUCACUCCAGUGACAAAAUAUUUUACUCUCUCUCUCGCUCUUUCUCUAUUUCUCUUUCACCCCCAUCUAUCUAUCUAUCUAUCUAUCUAUCUAUCUCAGUCUAUUCGUAUCUAUCUAUCUCAGUCUAUUCGUAUCUAUCUAUCUAUCUAUCUAUCUAUCUAUCUAUCUAUCUAUCUAUCUAUGUUCAUAUCUAUUUAUCUCAGUCUAUUCGUAUCUAUCUAUCUAUCUAUCUAUCUAUCUAUCUGUCAGGUUUUGUUCAUUUUUCUAUCUAUAUAUCUAUGUUUCCAUCUAUCUAUACCAGUUUGUUCAUAUCUAUCUAUCUAUCUAUCUAUCUAUCUAUCUAUCUAUCUAUCUAUCUCAGCCUAUUCGUAUCUAUCUAUCUAUCUAUCUAUCACUCUGUUCAUACCUAUCAGUCUCAGACUUUCCUAUCUAUGUAUCUAUCUAUCUAUCUUAUAACUUUAGCAAUUCCUUUAUUUUUCAUUAGCUUUCUAUAUAUGUCUGUUCAAAUCUAUCUAUCUAUCUAUCUAUCUAUCUAUCUAUCUAUCUAA